AAUCCUAUCCCUACACAACUGAGCUUGAAAUACGCCUAUCUCCCUCUUUAUCCUUUUUUCCAUCUUCUUCUUCUUCUUCAACUAGUUGAAUGUUUGAGCAAUGUCUCGAGGCACUGAUCGCUUACUGAAGAAUUUGAAGCAAUUCACUGACCUUCAAUACAAGUACUUCAGUAGCCGCUAUGGACAGCAACUCAUUGACAUUUUCGAAUUUCCAAUAAAGCUUGUUCUUUCACCUAUUACACUUGCAUAUGACAUUGCCGGCUCUGCUCCGAGAGGUUUCGGUGUACCUGAAUUCAUCUCUAAGCUCUCUUAUUCGACCAUCUUUGUGGUAGCUACUCUGGGUACUUAUGACAUUGCAAUGGAGCUCGGAAAGAAGGUGAUCAGCCAGAGGGACUGCCGGACAUGCUGUGGGUGGCAGGCGUUGCAGUGCACAAUGUGCAAAGGAUCAGGCAAAGUGCAUUACCAAGUGAAGAACUACACAUUGAAAAGGGGAGAAAAAGCCACAGCUGAAUCCAUUGCUGAUGCGAUAGCUGAUAACAGAGCUGAGUUGGUGCAUCUUCCUUCCACAGUGGACCUUCACUUGCCACUGCCAUCUAAAGAAUGUCCCAGUUGUGAUGGAUCGGGUGUGAUGAAAUGCCCGGAAUGCAAAGACAAACUGCAGAUAAAGAUAUCUGCAGAUGAUAUUAUGGAGCCUCCUUGGAAAGCUUAUAAUAUCAUGAGGAAGAUGGAUUAUCCUUACGAGCAUAUUGUUGAUAGUAUGAAGGACCCCAGCAUUGCUGCAUUUUGGUUGCUUACCUUGCCUCAGAUUGUGGGUGGAUUUGAAUAUGAUGAUGAUGUCAAGAAGAAGAUUUGGUGGCAAUAUAAGGAAUCUAUGCGAUAUGAUCAACUUCGAGAUGUGGUGGCCAAGAGAAAACCUGGAUGGGAGUAUUUGCAAGAAGCCUUGGUCUCUAUUGAUCCUGCCCGAGCAAGAGAAGAUCCUAUUAUUGUGAAAAACGUUCCUUACUUCAAGGCCAAGAAAACUCUGGAGGCAGAAGUCAUGAAGCUUGACCCUCCGCCGCGUCCUCAAAAUUGGGGGGAGUUGAACCUUCCAUUAAACGCAUCUUCUUGGAGUGAAAAGGACCUCAAAGACCCAAAAAAGCUCUAUGAGAUGACAGUUCUUCUUAAUGCACAGAGAGAAAUUUCUGAAAAGAUGCUGGAUGCCCAGUGGGAAGCGAAAUGGAGAGAAGAAAAGCUUAACAAAAUGUUGGAGGAGAAGGUACGACCAUACAUUCAGAAUAUCGACAAUACUGUACUUCCUCAACCUAUUGUUAUGGAGUCAGAAAGGAAUCAGGAUCAAAAGAGAAAGCAUGGACGAAGGAGAUGGUGGUUAUUUUGAUUGUAUUUGCUUAGCCAGUACAAUUGCUACUAGACUCAUGAGAAAUCUAAUGCUUAUAGCUACUUUUUUUUUGUAGAUUGCAACAGUUCCUUUCAUUCUAGUUUUUCUUCCUCCUUUAUGUUCUUCUA
This is a messenger RNA of Solanum lycopersicum (tomato), 1503 nucleotides long. RefSeq lists its product as uncharacterized. Lineage: Eukaryota; Viridiplantae; Streptophyta; Magnoliopsida; Solanales; Solanaceae. Gene Ontology annotation, cellular component: chloroplast. The record is from RefSeq and is a predicted model, not a curated record.